Molecule: messenger RNA, 2563 nt
Organism: Austrofundulus limnaeus
Lineage: Eukaryota; Metazoa; Chordata; Actinopteri; Cyprinodontiformes; Rivulidae
Gene: prdm5
Product: PR domain containing 5
Biological process (GO): regulation of DNA-templated transcription
Molecular function (GO): protein binding; DNA-binding transcription factor activity, RNA polymerase II-specific; RNA polymerase II cis-regulatory region sequence-specific DNA binding
Source: RefSeq, a predicted model, not a curated record
GAGCGCCGCUUUGAGUUCCUACGGCACGAGCGACACGAGUUUAACCCGGACCGCUUUCCGAAGAAUCUAUCCGCUUCAACCUGAAACUGACCAUGAUUUCUCCACUUCCGGUGACAUUAAUGACAGCCAACUGAUUUGUCAGUGAGGGAAAAAACGUUUUCAAGUGAUGUCAAUGUUGGGUAUGUACGUGCCAGACAGAUUCUCCCUGAAAUCGUCAAAGGUCCAGGAUGGAAUCGGUCUUUUCACGGCGAGGCGAGUGAAAAAGGGAGAAAAGUUUGGCCCCUUUGCUGGUGAGAAAAAGCUGCCCAGUGAGUUGGAUGAAAGCUUGGACAACAGGCUGAUGUGGGAGGUUCGUGGCAGUAAAGGAGAUGUGCUGUAUAUUCUGGAUGCAAGUAAUCCCCGCUAUGCCAACUGGCUGCGGUUUGUCCAUCAGGCACCUUCACAGGAGCAGAAGAACUUGGCAGCAAUUCAGGAUGGAGAGAAUAUCUUCUAUCUGGCUGUGGAUGACAUAGAGACGGACACUGAGCUCCUGAUUGGCUACUUGGACAGUGAUAUGGAGGAAGAGGAGGAAGAAGAGGAAGAAAUCAACAUAGAUGAUGAUGAAAAUAGCAAAGAGGCCAAACAUGUUGUAGAAAUGGAACUGGUAAUAAAGAAGGAGGACCACCCCUGUCUGCUGUGUGAGAGCAGUUUUCCCAGUGAGGAGAUCCUGGCUGCCCACCUUCAGAGCCUACACCAGAGACCCAGCACAGAGGAGAAGGAGUUCAAAUGCAGGAACUGUGGCAAAAAGUUCCCCGUCAAGCAAGCUCUGCAGCGCCAUGUUUUGCAUUGUUCUGAGUCACUCGAUCCAUCGGGUGACUCUAAAGCUCACCAGUGUUCCCUUUGCCACAAUACCUUCAGCUCAGAGUCCAGUUUUGAACAGCAUAAAGAGGCGUGUAAAGGAGAUGCCAGGUUCAUAUGUAAAGCAGAGAGCUGCGGAAAAAGAUUUAAAAGCAAAGAUGCUCUGAAGAAACAUAAAGGCAACGUUCACACAGGGAGUGCACGAAGGAAACUUAUGUGCACCAUCUGUAACAGGAAGUGCUCCUCCUCCCUGAACCUUCAGGAACACAGAAAGACUCACUCAGAAGAAAGGCCCUUUCAGUGCGAGGAGUGCAAGGCGCUGUUCCGCACCCCCUUCUCUCUGCAGCGUCACCUACUGAUCCACAACAGUGAGAGGACGUUCAAGUGUGAUCAGUGUGACGCCACCUUUAAGAGGAAGGACACGCUCAACGUCCACAUCCAGGUGGUGCAUGACGGCCACAAGAAGUACAAGUGUGACCUGUGUGAGAAGGCUUUCGUCACUCCUUCAGUCCUCAAGAGCCACAAGAAGACUCACACAGGGGAGAAAGAGAAGAUCUGCCCAUACUGCGGACAGAAAUUUGCCAGCAAUGGUACACUGAGGGUUCACAUCCGCAGCCAUACAGGUGAGCGGCCGUACCAGUGCCCCUACUGUGACAAAGCAUUCAGCAAGAACGACGGCCUGAAGAUGCACAUCCGCACGCACACUCGAGAGAAACCUUACAAGUGCAGCGAGUGCAACAAGGCCUUCAGCCAGAAAAGAGGACUUGACGAGCACAUGAGGACGCACACAGGAGAGAAGCCUUUCCAGUGCGACGUGUGUGACCUGUCGUUCAGCUUGAAGAAAAUGCUCAGCAGACACAAACUGACCCACAACCCCAACAGGCCCAUGGCAGAGUGCCAGCUGUGCCACAAGAAGUUUACCAGGAAUGAUUACCUCAAAGUACACAUGGAGAAUGUCCACGGGGAGACGGAGAGCUAGAGCCAAUUUCAGGAGCACAACUAUGAUUCCAAAAAUAAAGCCCUGUCCUGUGCUUUAUGUACCAGUAAAGUAUGAACAUGCUGCAUGCACAGAUAGCAGAAAUUACAUUAACUGUAACUGCAUGUAGAAUAUGGGACUCAUUAAGUAAAAUAUAAAAAUUGAAACAUAAAUUGUACAUGUAUACUUUUCCCCAACAUCCUGUUUCCUUGUUUUUAAUAUUUAAACAAAUAGAUUCCCAGAUGUUUGAUCUGCCAAUGGAGCCGCUGAGUCUGCUCACAGAAAUGUCUUAAAUUUCACUUUUAUGUUUUUUUUUUUCUGAUUUCAGUGUUACUGAACAUAAAGUCUCGACCUGACUUUAUUUUCCGUUGUCUGAAAAUGUCAGUGUACUUCUGUGGCUGGUGCCAAAUGUUGAAGCAAAACCAAAAAGCCCUUUAAAAUGUUUUUGUUACUUUUACUUGUAUUCAUUCAGUAUGUUUUUGUUAAACAUUACACCUGUUUCCAGGAAACUUCAGACAUCCUUAGAUGCAUUAAAUUAUUUUUAGGUAGAUAUUAUUUAUGCUAUGUGACCAUGUUGUUUAUGUGUAGAUGGAAGAUUGCAGAUCUGAAAACAAUAACCAGUUAUAUAAUCAGAAACAGGUCAUGGUUUUUAGUUAAUGUUUACAAAACUGUCAGAAAGUAUUAACAUUCAGUCAUCUGUGUUUUUGGUGGCAGCUUUUUCUGGAUCUGCUUAAAGGUGGUUUGAUUCAA